Molecule: messenger RNA, 1359 nt
Organism: Orussus abietinus
Lineage: Eukaryota; Metazoa; Arthropoda; Insecta; Hymenoptera; Orussidae
Product: tubulin gamma-2 chain
Exons: 9
Coding region: 1-1359 (452 amino acids)
Biological process (GO): cytoplasmic microtubule organization; microtubule nucleation; meiotic spindle organization
Cellular component (GO): spindle; microtubule; gamma-tubulin complex
Molecular function (GO): structural constituent of cytoskeleton; GTP binding
Source: RefSeq, a predicted model, not a curated record
AUGCCGUGCGAAAUGAUAACAUUGCAACUUGGCCAAUGCGGCAAUCAAAUUGGCUUCGAAUUUUGGAAGAGGCUCUGUGCAGAGCACGGUAUCAGUCCUGAAGGUAUUUUGGAAGAUUAUGCGACUGAGGGGACUGACCGAAAAGAUGUCUUUUUCUAUCAGUCAGACGAUGAGCAUUAUAUACCAAGAGCUGUGCUCCUCGAUUUGGAACCUCGAGUUAUUCAUGCAAUAAUGAAUUCCCCGUAUUCAAAGCUCUAUAAUCCUGAAAAUAUAUACUUAUCAAAACAUGGUGGUGGAGCUGGAAAUAAUUGGGCAUCUGGUUAUCAUCAAGGAGAAAAAUUGCAAGAAGAGAUUUUUGAUAUCCUAGAUAGGGAAGCGGAUGGCAGUGAUAGUUUAGAGGGUUUCGUUUUGUGCCAUUCCAUAGCUGGUGGGACGGGAUCUGGUAUGGGAUCAUUUAUGUUAGAGUCUCUUGCAGAUAGGUUUCCUAAAAAAUUAAUAGAGACUUACAGUGUUUUCCCAAAUCAAGAUGAAAUAAGUGAUGUAGUCGUGCAGCCCUAUAAUUCGUUACUGACAUUGAAGCGGCUAACGCAGUGCGCAGAUUGUGUCGUUGUAUUGGAUAAUACAGCAUUAAAUAGAAUUGCAUCAGACCGAUUACAUAUACAGAAUCCCAGCUUUACGCAGAUUAACAAACUCGUGUCCACUAUCAUGUCUGUUAGUACGACAACUCUUAGGUAUCCUUCAUACAUGAAUAAUGAUUUGGUAGGUUUAAUCGCUCCGUUGAUUCCUACCCCACGGUUACAUUUCUUAAUGACAGGAUACACACCGCUUACAACCGACCAAGAGGGUGCUUCGGUGAGAAAAACAUCGGUACUUGAUGUAAUGCGUCGUCUGUUGCAACCGAAGAACAUGAUGGUUUCUACUGCAUUGGACAGAAAUGCUGCACACUGUUACAUAUCUAUACUGAAUAUAAUUCAGGGAGAGGUAGACCCUACACAAGUGCACAAAUCUUUGCAAAGAAUUCGAGAAAGGAAAUUAGCACAAUUUAUUCCUUGGGGACCAGCUAGCAUACAAGUGGCCCUUUCAAGGAAAUCUCCUUACAUACAAAGCACGCACAGAGUUUCAGGACUGAUGUUAGCUAAUCAUACAAAUAUAUCCUCUCUUUUCGAUCGUGCUCUUCAACAAUACGACAAGCUUCGCAAACGAGAAGCCUUUCUGGAACAGUUUCGAAAGGAGAAAAUGUUUGAGGAUAAUCUGGAUGAGUUGGACAACUCACGAGAAGUUGUGGAUUACCUUGUUAAGGAAUAUCAAGCUGCGACAAAGUCUGACUACCUUACAUGGAGUCCAAAUAAAGCGGAAUAA